Mucor mucedo is the source of this 420-nucleotide messenger RNA. RefSeq lists its product as uncharacterized. The record is from RefSeq and is a predicted model, not a curated record. NCBI's taxonomy places the organism in Eukaryota, Fungi, Mucoromycota, Mucoromycetes, Mucorales, Mucoraceae. The transcript has 4 exons. The coding region runs from base 1 to 420 and encodes 139 amino acids.
AUGAAUGUUGGAAGUAGGAAAACUUUAAACAUGUUCAGAAACUCUCAUCGUGAUGGUAAAAAUGAAAUUGGACAGCAUGCAAGAGUUACAGCAGUUAAUUUUUGUGUAGCCGGGGAAAACUUGAACAGAUUGUUCCCACAUGCCACUAUAGGCCUUAAAACUACCGCUUCUGAAGGAAAGAAUUGGAGGCUUCUUUUAGUAUGUGAUUCGGUGGCUAAUAGGACAGUCCAUAUUUGGCUUGACUCACUCUUUAUUCAUAACGACUUAUGUCUGAAAAUCUACGUACUGUCAAUGGAAUUAUGCACUGCAAUGGGGUUGUCUCUUAUGCUCUCAAGAAAAAUAAUCUUUAUUUUCAUUCUUUACACUUUCUCAAUGGCGACAUGGGAUAAAGGAAUUUCAGGAAUCACUCUCUAUACAUAA